Molecule: messenger RNA, 864 nt
Organism: Pediculus humanus corporis (human body louse)
Lineage: Eukaryota; Metazoa; Arthropoda; Insecta; Psocodea; Pediculidae
Exons: 2
Coding region: 33-767 (244 amino acids)
Source: RefSeq, a predicted model, not a curated record
CAUCAAAGGAACAACUGGGGACUAAUACCAAAAUGAUCGCUAACGUUCUUUCUUUCUUGGCUGUUGCAACCACCGUUGCUUUUGCCUCUCCAUGCGGAGGACUUCUUAACGUUGGACUUGCCGGAGGAUGCGUUGGUGGUUUGGUCUCUGCUGCUCCAGUCGUUUCCACUCCAGUCGUCUCUACCGGUUGCGCUACUCCAGUCGUCUCUACCGGUUGCGCUACUCCAGUCGUUUCUACCGGAUGCGCUACUCCAGUCGUUUCUACCGGAUGCGCUACUCCAGUCGUCUCCACCGGAUGCGCUACUCCAGUCGUCUCCACCCCAUGCGGUACUUCAGUCGUCGGUAAUGCCCUCAAUUUUGUUGGCCCACAACCAGUCGUCACUGGUGCCGGUCUUUUGGGAGCUGGAUGUGGAUGUGCUGGUGGAUUAGUCUCUGCUGCUCCAGUCGUCGCUGGUGCCGGUCUCUUGGGAGCCGGAUGUGGAUGUGCUGGUGGAUUGGUCUCUGCUGCUCCAGUCGUCGCUGGUACCGGUCUCUUGGGAGCCGGAUGUGCCGGAUCUUUGGUCGCUACCCCAACCCAAGUUUCCGUUGAAGCUCCAGUCCUUGCCGCCGGAUGCGGAUGUGCUGGUGGUUUGGUUUCUGCCGCCCCAGUCGUCACUACCGGAUGCGCUACCCCAGUCGUCUCUACCGGAUGCGCUACUCCAGUUGUUUCCACCCCAGUCGUUUCUCCAGUCACCCGUGUUGUUGGAGGAUGCGGCUGUGUUUUCUAAAAUGUAUGAGUGAUUCCAUGUGAAUUUUUAACUGUUUUCAAAAUUAUUAUUACUUUUUUUUUGCGGCCCAUUGAAUAAAUCGAAUUUUUAGCAUUUU